AUGUGCAAAUACAACAGAGGAGUUACUCGCUAUCAGACAGAGAAAGAAACCAUUCAGCCCUGAAUCUCUGGUUGAGAUUUGAAUGAUUUCUUGUUCACGGUCUUAGAUGAACAAUUUAUUUGUUUGAAGUUUUUAUUUUCUUGUGUUGUUUAGAAAAUGACAGAGGCAGAGUUGUACACUGUAUAUAAAGGGAUGUACCUCCCAACGGCUUUGCACCCUCCCGAAAGUCUGAAAUACUAUGAGGACUUCACUUUUCGCCCGGAUGACAUCCUGAUUGUGACUUAUCCUAAAUCUGGUACGACAUGGAUGCAGGAGAUCGUGCCUCUGAUAGUGAGUGAGGGAGAUUUCACUCCUAUACUGACUGUCCCAAACUGGGACAGGGUCCCAUGGCUGGAGGAGCAGCGAGCAAUGUUGCUUAAUCUAGAGGAACGACCCACUCCUCGCAUUUUUGCAACUCACUAUCAUCGGCAAAUGAUGAACCAGUCUUUCUUCAAAAUAAAGCCGAGGGUUCUUUAUGUCUUGAGGGACCCCAAAGACGUGUUCACAUCUUCAUUCCACUACUAUGGGAUGGCCUCAUAUCUGGUGAACCCAGGAACCCAAGAUGAGUUCAUGGAGAAAUUCCUUGAUGGAAAAAUCAUGUUUGGCUCUUGGUUCGAUCACGUGAAAGGGUGGCUGAAUGCUGAGGAACCCACACUGCACAUUUUUUAUGAAGAAAUGAUAGCUGAUUUGAAGGCAUCUGUGGAGAAAAUUGCCCAGUUUCUUGGAAAAUCUUUGAGCGCAGAAGUAAUUGAGAAAAUAGCUGACCAGUGUGUCUUCAAGAACAUGAAGCAAAACAAGAUGUCCAACUAUUCUCUGGUUCCACAAGAGUUUAUGGACCAAAAGAAAACUGAAUUUUUGAGAAAGGGAAUUGCUGGUGACUGGAAGAAUCAUUUCUCUGAGGCUCAAGAGCAGCGAUUUAAUGCUGUGUACAAAGACAAAAUGAAAGAUGUGAAAUUUAAAUUUAUGUGGGACUGAAAUAAAUUAUUUAUUCUUACCUGCUAAACAUA
Molecule: messenger RNA, 1046 nt
Organism: Paramisgurnus dabryanus
Lineage: Eukaryota; Metazoa; Chordata; Actinopteri; Cypriniformes; Cobitidae
Product: sulfotransferase 2B1-like
Molecular function (GO): sulfotransferase activity
Source: RefSeq, a predicted model, not a curated record